CCCGGAGGUGCCGGCGGAGCGGGGCUCCCCCCGUUCCCCGCCGCUGCCUUCCCGUCCUUGAGCCGCGGAGCGGGGCCCGGCCCGGUUGGCAGAGGAGGGGACGUGGGCCCGGAGUUGUCCCCAAAAAACGCCUCCCAGCCCCACAGGAGGCGUCUCAACGGCGGCUUCUGGAGAACUGGCUGCGAAACCGGGUUGUGGGGCGAGGAGGGUCCGGUACGUCCGUGCUAAGGGGACGCCCCGAAGCCGGCGACGUGCCAGCCCUGCCGGGACCCCGAGGCGAGGGACACCAUGCCUCCCGCCGCCCGCCGGUGGCCGCUCUGCUGGCUGGUGGUGGCCUGUUGGGUGGCCAGAGCAUCCCCGAGCCAAGAGUGCUCGGCGGAGAGAACAGCAGACGCCAUCAUCGAUAUAAACUUAUCUCUGCCCAAAGGCAUCCGGGGCGCCGAGCCGCUCUACGCCCUGAGCCCCGAAGCCUGCCUUGGCGCCUGCUGCUCGGGGGACAAGCUGCCAGGAGACAAGAAGUGUAAUCUGAUGAUUUUUGAUGCUCAAAGGACAAGCACACAUCCCAACUGCUACCUGUUUUACUGCCCUAGCACAGAGGCUUGUCCAAUGAAACCUGCGACAGGAUACGUGAGCUACAAGAUAACUAGAGACACCCAUGUUCCAGAGGACACAUCCUUCAAAAGCGAGGACUUUUCUUCAAAUGGCUAUUCUUUGUCUUCGGAUACUGGAGACUUUCCUUCUCGCAGUCAGACUAGCCAUCAGAACCGUACCGCUGCUCUGCAACAGUCUGUCUUCCAUCAGGCAUCCGAGCUCCUUAACCACGUGGUCAAACAUUUAGACAGCCUUGAAUUUCAUACAGGUUUGCCUGAAUCUCAGGGGGCAAAACAUCCCGAGAGCUUAGACCCCAUCCCAAGUCAGAAAGGGAUUAACCUGCCGCCAAACACGUCUUCUCCUGUUGGAAUGGGAACCCCCCCUGCUUUGUCCCCCACCGCUCGCUCUACCGCUCCUGAACCCAGCAGUACUGCUCGUAUUCCUCUGCCUACAACUGCCACCCAUCUGGCAUCUCAUACAACCUCUCAGCAUCCUGGUGGUGCUAAAGCUACUACUGCCACCACCACCACCAUCACCACAGCUGCCUUUCCGCCUGCUGCGACCGCUAGAGCCAAACCUCGUAUCCCUGCCUCCAGCGUCGCUGUUCCUGCUGCUCCUCUUCCCAGUCCCACAACUUCUGCUUCUAUUUCUGCAACCAAGUGGGUAGCCACGAGUUCCAGAUCUGCUGCCACCCCCUCAGGGCUAAGAACUCCAGCCACCCCUCCAGAGCCAACAGUUGUCUCUUCCAACAAUAUCAGCCACGUUACCCUCCUCUCCUUUUCAGGUUUCACUCUGUCUACUAGUGAUUCCCCCACAUCAUCUUUCCAGAACGACCCUCAGGGUUAUGACCCAUCUGAUUCAGAAAGCUACCUGCCAGAGAGUUUUCUGAGAGCGAAAGGUGUCGUUCAGCUGGGAGAAAAAAGCAGCCUUAUAGCAGCUUUGCUUUUUGGGGUCAUAUUCUUGUUGCUAGUUAUUGCACUGACAGGGAAGAAAAUACACGAAUCUCUUCAGAAAAGGCAUUAUACCAGGCUGGAUUACUUGAUCAAUGGAAUGUAUGCUGAUGUAUGAUGGGGAGAGGGAAUCAGAUUGUGAGGAGCAUCUCUCACCUUUGAGAGGACAACUCUGAAAUGGCACAGUAGAUACUGAAAUCUCAGAAAAGUAUGGAUUCCAUAUUUUUGGCCGCUAAGGGAAAGCAGCAGAUGGCUUUGGUGGGGAAGAGAACUGCUUUUUCUACACUGAACUGUAAUGUCUAUCAUUUUUGAUUUAUUACUGAAUCUGGAAAAUAAACACUGAAAUCCAAGUUAAGCUAAGAAGAUCUUGUAUUUAAAGGAAAAAAAGGCACUUGAAAAGCUUAAUCUGUACUGUGACAAGAUUAGUGGAAUAGAAAUACACCCAAUAAAUGGAGUACCUAUGCA
Calidris pugnax (ruff) is the source of this 2006-nucleotide messenger RNA. It is a transcript of the gene MANSC1, whose product is annotated as MANSC domain containing 1. The record is from RefSeq and is a predicted model, not a curated record. Lineage: Eukaryota; Metazoa; Chordata; Aves; Charadriiformes; Scolopacidae. The transcript is spliced from 3 exons. The coding region runs from base 289 to 1659 and encodes 456 amino acids.